Eurytemora carolleeae is the source of this 4371-nucleotide messenger RNA. RefSeq names its product bromodomain adjacent to zinc finger domain protein 1A (gene Acf). Lineage: Eukaryota; Metazoa; Arthropoda; Copepoda; Calanoida; Temoridae. Gene Ontology annotation, molecular function: protein binding. The record is from RefSeq and is a predicted model, not a curated record. Gene Ontology annotation, biological process: chromatin remodeling.
UGUGCAGGGAAAUCAAACUUGACGUUUGAAGAAGCGCUGGAAAGUGAAGACAAAGCACGGAAAAGGAUUGGAAAUCUUCCUAAGCCUCUAAAGAAGGGAAUCCUCUGGAUCUCCGCACAUACUAGGCGAGGACGGAUUGCCGAGGUUUCAGACGACGUAUUCGAGUUUACCAAACAGAGAUAUUUCAAGGGAGAAAUUAUAGAGGCGGUGAUAAACGACCAAUGGUGUGAUGCCAAGAUAACUAAGGUUAUACCCCCGACAGAACAGGAGAUACUACAGAGCCAGGAGGAGGAUGAUGAGAUAACAGAGGUGGACAAGGACGGUAGUCCAUCUAAGAAUCCAAAACCAGUAAAAUCCGGAGUAGUUCCUGAUCAUCUUUUCAAAUAUGAAGUUGAGGAGAUUGAACCUGAUGACGAGGAUAUGGUAAUGAUUCGCAUCAUCCCUGCCGAGGACGUGAAGAGGGAGAAGGGGGUGUUCACCAGGGAUAAGCUUAACCUCUACUUGAAGAAUACAGUGGAACUGGAGGGAAUGCAUUACAGGGUGAAACCGAAGGUGUCCAAGAUGUACGACCUGGACAAGGUCAGGUUUGAGGAUAUAUUUGCUGGACCCCCUCCACAGUUUACAGAGACACAGAGUAAGAAGGCGCUCCUGAACAAGAACAAGAAGGGGCAGUUUACCCUGGACGGAUGGAUCAAGGAAGAGAAAAUGAAUCCAACCAAAGGGUCACCGAAGUCUGGCCCGAGUCAAGUUAUCAAACCUGAGAAGAAGAAACAGACACCUGCAGAACUAGAAGCUGAGAUGAAAAGGAUGCGCGAAGCCCAGGCUCGGUACAAAGAGGAGAUGAAGAUAAAGAUGGAGGAAGACAAGAAGAGAAGAGCGGAGGAAAGGAUAAAGGAGAACAAGAGGAAGAAGGAAGAACAGAAGAUUAUUAAAGAACUAAUCCAGGGUUGGUCCCGACGUCGUGAGGAUUUGGAGUGUGAAGAUCUAAAGGAGCUGCCCAAACCUAUUCCUGUUCGGUGUCAUAUUCCUAACCAGUUGUUUGGGGAAUUCGUCUCUAUUCUAGAAUUCCUUAAUUCAUUCUCUGAAAUAUUGUCGUUAAAGGAUAACUAUCCCGGAGGAUUAACGUUCCAUGAGCUAGAGACUGCUCUGACAGAGCAGGAGGUUCCUGACGGAGCAUUCUUCGAUAUCCUCAGCUUUAUGCUUCUCACACUCUUCGAUCUUCAGUCUGAAGAGACCGAGGAAGCAAAGGGUGACUCUGACAAGUCUGUGCUGGAAGAGAACGAGGGUGUUCUAGGGAAGGAUGAAGAGGUGGCUCAAGCAAUCAAAGCAGCAACAGAGACCGCUAAUUAUACAAAGAAAAAUCUUGGUUUGGCUCUGCGGGAUUGUCACCUCGACAUAUGGUCUCUCACAGAGGUUCUGCGCCUUCAUCUAGAAUCCAGCGGUGCUUUUAGAGGAAUAAAUCUUCAGAACUGGAGAUUUCAACAGAGAGGGGGUUUCAGACUUAGUGAUGAUCCUGGAUUCCAGUUUUGCCGCGAGGAACCACAAAUCCUUCGCUCCUUGAACACGUGCACAGUUUCUGAACUACCAGUUGGAGACAAGCUCAAGAUUCUCACGUGUCUCAUCAACCAGAUGCUCACGUACGCAGGGGUCAGGGACGAGAUUGAUACAAGGAUGGAUAACAUGCUGGAGGGACAGAAGGAACUAAGAGAAGCCCAGUUGGCGGAGAACAAGAGGAUGAAGGAGGUCAUGGCAGAAGAGAAGAGGGAGAGGAAGGAGGAGAUGAUCAAGAAGAAAGGAGAAACUCUCAAGGAUGCAAUUAACAAAAAUAGCGAGUCUCAGCUGAAGGACGAAGAUUCCCCUGAAAUGUUGGAAUCUAAACUAGCCGAGGCUAAAACAUAUUCUCGUAAACCGGUUUUGAAACAACAAACAUUAACACCAACCGGUGCAUUACAAACUGAAGCCAAGAACGAAGACGAAUCUCAACCAAAGACUGAAAACGGUGAAAAUGGCGAAGUGGCCGCGGAAGAAAAGAUUCCCUUGAGCCCUCCCUGGGGUCGAUGUGAAGGUUCUGAGGACACCUGUCAGGUUCACUCAACAAUUCUUCCUAAAACACAUUGGUCUUUCUAUAGUUCUAUUCCUGAACUUGAUCAACUCAUAGACUCCCUGAAUCCCCGCGGAAUACGUGAAGGAGAACUCCGGGAUAGAUUAAUAGCUGAGAGAGAGAACAUGGAGAAGAGAUUAAAGAAGUGUCCCAACCCGACCAGUUCUCUCUGGUUGAGUAAGACCGAGGAGGAUAUAGAGAAGGAGGAGGAGAAGAUGCACGAGUCCUUGAAGAAGAAACGUGAGAAGAACUCUAGGUGGGGCGGAGCUAUGGCUCUCCCUGUAGGUACCAAGAUGCAGGAUAUUAUGGAGAUAUCUUUGCGAGAUCAGAUUCUAGAACUUGAGGAGAAAAUAUUCAUGGGUUCAUUGGGUGCACUAAAGGUGUCUGACCGUGAGGUUUGGCAGACCACACUCCAGACCCGUGGUUACUCCAUGUGCUGUGAUGAGCUGGAGUGGGGAGGAGAGGGAGGGAAGAAGAUGACUCCUGACCAGCUUGAAGCAGAGAGUAGGGCGGGUACACCAGACAGUAACAAGCGGAGUAGUACAGGAUCCAACUCGGGAAACAAUUUGGUGGUACGACAGCUUGCUGCCGCAAUACUACAGGUCGGACAGAUGAUUAACGAUGAGGAGAAGUUCCUAAAAUCUCCGCUAGGUGAGGAGGAGAAGGAGAGGAAGAAAAGAAUGCGGGAAGAGGAGAAGAAAAAGAAGGAAAAAGAAGCCGAGGAGGAAGAAGGUAUCAUCUGUGAGCAGAAGGAAUCAAUCCUCACCCCGUUCCAGAGAUGGGAGAUCAGUCUCAUGAAGUGCAUCAACAUUGGACAGUUGUUCCUCCAUCUAACAACCUUCGAGAACUCUGUUGUCUGGUCUAAGUCGAUCAUGAACACAAAGUGUCGUAUCUGCAGGAGGAAGACAGAUCCAGACAAGAUGUUGCUCUGUGACGGGUGUGACCGAGGACACCAUCUCUACUGUCUCAAACCUAAACUCAAAAAUGUUCCCUCCGGAGAUUGGUUUUGCAGUGAUUGUAAACCCAAGGAAAGGAUUCGGAGUCCUAAGAAGAAGGUUCGCCGAGUGUUCAGCUCUACAGAGUCUGACGAUGAGGACAACACUAUGGAUGCGGAGGAGGAGGCUGCCGAUAAAACCCUCGGUUCUGGGAUGGAAGAUGAUGAGGAUGAUGAGGAUUACAAGAACUACAGAGAUAUCAAGAAGAAGAAACCUAAAGCAAAGAAAAAGGCUGCUCCCGAACCUGAACCUGAACUUAAAAAGAAGAAGAAAGGUGGGAUUGCAAACCUGUUUGGGAAGAGAAAACCUGCGGCUGAAGUUGAACCAGAAAGUGAAGUUGAGGAGGAAGAUGAGGAAGAAGAAGAGAUUGUUGAAACCAAAUCCAAACGCGGAAAGAAGAAUAAACCUGAACCUGAGAGUGAAGAAGAAGAGGAGGAGGAAGAAGUAUCCAAACCUAAGCGUGGAAAGAGAAACAAGGAAGAGGAGAACAAGGAGAAUGCGCGUAGUAAGAGAAGACGAGAACAUGAUGAUUCUAUAGAACUACAGUUCAAUGUCGCUGGAGUAGAGAAACUUAUAAAAGGUUUGAUGAAUCACAAGGAUGGCUGGCCGUUUGACCGUCCCAUUACUAAAGUGGAUGCUCCGGAUUAUCAUAAACUUAUCAAGAAACCAAUGGAUUUAGGAACGAUUAGAUCCCGGUUGAAUGGUUUGAAGUAUGCCUGUAACCAGGAGGUGUUGGAUGAUAUCAGACUGGUUUUCAGUAAUUGCUAUCAGUACAACAUGGAAGACACAGAGGAGUACCAGUGUGCUACAAGAUUAGAAAAAUAUUUUGAAAAAGAAAUCGGUAAAAUGGGGUUAUCAGAGCAGUCGUCAAAACCGAAACGAAACCGAAGAACUUUGUAAAAAAAAAAAAACGAUUGAAAAGAGUAAUCCAUCUGUAAACGAAGUGAGGAAACGAAUUGGAAGCCGAAACCUUUUUAACCUGUUAAAUGAAUUCUCUCCCUCUCGACAGAGUACAAGAUGUAAAAAUAUUUUCUACCACUCAUAUUUGGUCUUAAUCAUAAUACAAUCAUGUUACGUAUUCAAAGCAAAGAAAAUUGUGAUAACUACUAAAACUUAUAUUUUAAAGAUGUAUUAUCGGAAAAUUAAUGCAUGAAGGAUGAAUGAAGAAAAUCAUGUCAAAUAAUAAUCAACUGUUUAGUUUUAGAGAAACUGUUUUUUAUUGUAAACCUAAUUAUGUUCACCUAGCUGAUGGAUUAAAUAUUUUGCUUGAAUCUU